CCAGGAUUCCUUUGGGUCUGUAUCUGGACAGAAUGGACUCGGGUACAGUUUGCAUUUAAAACAAGCCUAAAUAUGGUCUUGUGUAAUUUUAUUGAAAAAUAGGUUCAUGUGAAUUUUCUGUUUGUUUUCUAUUUCUGAAAGAGUCUGGAUUAAAGUCAUCCCAUUUGGAUAGGAUUUCGUAUCUAGCUCAACCAAAGAAGUCCAAGACAAUUUGGGCCACAACACCUUGGAUACUGACAUGGGGAAACCAGGAAUCGAUACGGCCGCUGUCCCGCUCAGCACUGCAAGCCGUUUCGAGCCCCAGAAUAAAGGCUCUGGCCCAGCCUAAGAAAGACUUCUGCCUCCAGAUCCAGCUCAGGAAAGAGGAAGAGGAGGAGAGAUGGAUGAAGAUCUCCCGCCCUUCCUCUCAUGCAGUGCAGUACGAGAACCUUGUCCGUCUUGCAACUCCCAAAGCCCGAGGAAGAAGCGCCCAGGAAGUGAAUUCUCCUCACUCAUUGUUAUGUGAGUAUGACUGUCCCAUCUGGCAUGUGAGUCCUAGUUUAAGGGACACUGUCGUUUCGCCUCGAAUCCUCCAGCUGUCCAUCCCCAAAACCAACCACCCCGACUUCACCAGCAACAGACAGAAUGUGCAGACAUUCAUCUCAUAUGCAGCUCAAACAGCCAAGAUGACGUCUAGACUGGAGCAGCUCUCACUGCCCAAACUAAGAAAGAACAGACAAUUCUAUGACCCUGGACAACCAGAGAGUCCUAUCCGAACUGUGUCUAGAGGAGCAAGAAUCGCCACAGCGAGUGCCCGAAUCCAAGCUUUAUCCACUCCUAAAGCCCUCUCUAAUGAUUACAUCCCACCCAGAGAACCAACAUGGCAGCCCUGAGAAAACAAGACAGACCACAAAGCUGUGGUUUCCAGCACAUCAAUCAUCUGCAGUUAUUGUAUUUUGUCACUUUCUCACACCUUCCUUUUCCUAUCAGGAGCUUGUUGAUUGGUUGAGCUCUCGUUGCUUUCCCUCUGGUUUUCUAAUCAGUCUCAGAUUUUGACUCUGGACUACUUUUGACUGAAACGUAAGUACUACAUUAUUCUUAGCCUGCUGCCAAACCCGCCUGGCUCCUCAAACAGGACUCUGUGUUUUACGCCUGUAGUGUUUCCAGAUUGUGUCUUUUUGGAUUUCUGUCUAGCCGCUGCUUUCUGUGAGAAAAUGCUGCAAGAGUAUCUAUCAGCAUCUGGUUUGAACAUCGGUGUAAGUGUUCGUGCCUGGACUUUCAUUCUAUACAUUCAUCUAGAUUACACUUCUG
Messenger RNA from Carassius carassius (crucian carp), 1290 nucleotides. RefSeq names its product testicular haploid expressed gene protein (gene spmap2l). The transcript is spliced from 7 exons. Bases 384 to 872 code for a protein of 162 amino acids. NCBI's taxonomy places the organism in Eukaryota, Metazoa, Chordata, Actinopteri, Cypriniformes, Cyprinidae. The record is from RefSeq and is a predicted model, not a curated record.